UUUCAGCAUCCUCCCAAUAACAUAUUCAAAGUGAUUAGAGGGAGCACUCCAGGACGACAAAGUGUUUCUUCCGAUCUCGAAGUUGUCCUUACGGAAGGGCGAUAUAGGUGUUACGCGAAGAAAACAAAAUCGUCCGACUAUCAGCUGCUGAGAGACUACCACCUCAUGGCUUUUACAGAACGUCCAUUACCACCGGAAUUGAUUGAAGUUCGCAUAAGGAGGUCCGAGCCACGAGAGAUAUUUGUAAAAUGGAAAGUGGAAUGGCUCGUUUAUAACAGGUCCACAGCAAGGAUCGGGGCUGUGCUAGCUGCUUGA
Messenger RNA from Ostertagia ostertagi, 315 nucleotides. The record is from the annotation of a GenBank genome assembly. NCBI's taxonomy places the organism in Eukaryota, Metazoa, Nematoda, Chromadorea, Rhabditida, Trichostrongylidae.